Strongylocentrotus purpuratus (purple sea urchin) is the source of this 1132-nucleotide messenger RNA. Its product is annotated as transmembrane protein 35B-like. The transcript has 2 exons. NCBI's taxonomy places the organism in Eukaryota, Metazoa, Echinodermata, Echinoidea, Camarodonta, Strongylocentrotidae. The coding region runs from base 137 to 559 and encodes 140 amino acids. The record is from RefSeq and is a predicted model, not a curated record.
AUAAUUGUUCAAAUCUAUAUCACACAGCGGUAAUUUAGCAUCGGCUAUACCUGGGGAUUUUGAGGAUUACAAUCUAUAUCCUUGCCUUUGUAGUCAAUUUUGAGUCGGCAUUGAGAGUUGCUGUUAAAAUCUAAAGAUGGGCAGUGUAACAUACUAUUUGGCUGUUGGAGUGGGGCUCGCCUGUGUUCUUUUGGGAACGUUGAAAGUUGCUCCCAUCGAGCCUGCACACGGGAACUUGGUCUCUUACAUGCACAAUUUUGCUGGAGUCUUCCCACUUCGUGCCCUUGGCUUCCAGCCGUCCGGUGCCAUGUACUGCGCCGUGGUGGCUGUCUUGGACAUCUUCUUCGGAGCUCUUCUGGCAUUUGGCCGCUACGACUGGCCCGUCAUCAGCUGCUUUGUCCUCCUCGCCAUAUCGGCCCUCUACAUCCACGGUCUGUUGGCUCUGAGCGCAUCGAUGGGCGACUUCUUCUUCCCAGUGCUUCUCGCCGUGCUUCUGUUGCUGCUGAUGUUCGGGCGCAAUGGACUGUGGGGAGGACAUGGCAAGGUCCACCUGGCCUAAGCUUGAGUGAGUGAAGAGUUUCCCUCAUCAGACUCUCACUCUCACAGUAUGGUUGAUUAUUCUUAUCAACUAACAACCCACCAUUUAAUCAUGUACCAAGUCAAGGGACUUUAAUUUUCUGAAUAAAGUUUUGGUGAUUGUUAACUUAAUUUGCAGUGGAUGAGGCCGGGCAUAUUUCUGCCGCGGUUAUAUCAAUGUAAUCUCUGUAUCUUCCAACUAAUCAUUGAAACAUCAUUGAAAACUUCACACCCACGGUUUACAAAACCAAGGCUUGGUUUUGCAAAGUUGGAUAUUUUUUGUGUGUAUUCAUGCACGGUGUGUGAUAGUCAUUGAGGCACCUUUAAUCACAAAAAAUACUUUGAAUUGAAUGAAUAUUUAUUGACUGUAAAUCAGUAAUCGUGUAUUUUUGUUCAUCAGAGAUGACAGAGAUAUUAAAUCAACAUUUUUUAAUUUCUAUUUUCUAAAUACUAUGAAUUAUAUUUGGGAUAUUUCUCACAAAACAUCUACCAGUAAUCAAGAUUGCAUUGAAAGAUCAAUUGUCACAUAUUUUGCAAUAGUUUGCAAAUCAGUAUU